Messenger RNA from Acipenser ruthenus (sterlet), 8628 nucleotides. RefSeq names its product PH domain leucine-rich repeat-containing protein phosphatase 2-like. NCBI's taxonomy places the organism in Eukaryota, Metazoa, Chordata, Actinopteri, Acipenseriformes, Acipenseridae. The transcript has 19 exons. The record is from RefSeq and is a predicted model, not a curated record. Gene Ontology annotation, molecular function: protein binding. Bases 161 to 4480 code for a protein of 1439 amino acids.
GUCUAUCUGACAGCUCAAGCCCUAGCGGCGUUCAGUCUUGUUAUGGCGUCUAAUCAAACUUGAAUGGGAUGUGUUUUCCUCUCUCUGCUGCGUUGUGUGUUGGGAUUUGCCAGAUGUUAGCCGUUUUUUUUUUGGUUUAUCUAUAGAGAUUUUAAUGUAAAUGGAGGAAGAAGAGAGUGCGGCCGGGGCAGCACCGGGCCCCGAAGCAGACCGAGACAAACAGGGAGGUGUCGGAGAAAAGGUGUCUUAUUCGGCUGCACUGCCUGACACGGAGCUUCAUAAAACAGGGUUGAAUCAAGGAGCAGUUCACGGAUCAGGGACCUUGGGAACGGGGAUACGCGUAUUGAAGCGGAACAUGAAGCGGAAUGGGAGCCGCAGCUGUGUGACACCAAAGAGCCGGUUUGGGUCUCGGGAGCGGGACUGGCUGAAGGAGGAUCCUCAGAGAGGCUGUGUGUUCUUGCACGGGGGUGGUGACCCCCAGCUGCCCUGCUCCUCCGGCCCCCCCUCCUCCUCUACCUCACAGUCAGACCUGCGCCUGGUCCUGUGCACCACCAACACCACUGCUGCGGAGCUCUGUGCACAGGGCAAUAGUGAGGGGCUCUACCUGCAGCUGCAUGGGGAUCUCAUCAGGAGGCUGGACCCCAAUGAGCGCCCUCUCCAGAUCGUGUAUGAUUACCUGGCAGCAAUGGGUUUCGAGGACCCAUUCCGCAUACAGAACGAAGCUGCUAAUUCUGACCUCAGCUGCAUGAUGCGCUUUUACAGUGAGAAGCCUUGCAGUGCAGAUCAACUGGAGCGCAUUUUGCUGAAGGGGGUGUUUAGCGUCCGCAAGGGCAAGACACAGCUGCACAAGUGGGCAGAACGGCAGGUCAUCCUGUGUGGCACCUGCCUCAUUGUGGCCUCCGUCAAGGACAGCAUCACAGGGAAGAUGCACAUCCUGCCUCUCGUAGGGGGCAAGGUAGAGGAAGUGAAGAGAAGACAACACUGCCUCAUGUUCAGCUCAGCAGGACCUCAGGGUCAAACAUACUUUGUCAACUUUGAUUCGCUGUCUGACUACCAGAGGUGGCAUCGACAGGCGUCCAAAGUGGUGUCUCAGACAGUGAGUGUAGUAGACCUGUCCUGUUAUAGCCUGGAGGAAGUCCCGGAGUGCCUGUUCUACAGCCAGGACAUCACACACCUCAACCUGCGGAACAACUUCAUGAAGCCUGACAGGACAGGGGGGCUUCACAGCCUCAACAGGUUUUCUCAAAUAAAGAGUUUGAAUCUCUCACACAAUCGCCUGGGUUCCUUUCCUGAGUCUUUGUGUGAGAUCCUCACGUUAACCGAACUCAACCUUUCUUGCAACGGGAUUCGCUCACUCCCUGCCCAGAUUGAGAAUCUGCACAGCUUACAGACGCUGUCUCUGGAUGGGAAUCACCUGAGCUUGUUGCCAGAGGAACUGGGCGGCCUGUCACAGCUUAGUAGCCUGGGGCUUUCAUUUAACAACUUCUCUGAGGUCCCUGCUGUGCUGGAGAUGCUGAGUGCUGUCGACAGGCUGGCCAUGGCUGGGAACCAUCUCGAAAUGCUGGACCUGGGCACCCUGAGCAGAAUGAGCCACUUCAAGCACAUAGACCUCCGUUUGAAUGGGCUGCAAGCGGUUGUGAGUGGGGGGGUGGAGACAUUGAAGCACAUCACGCACAUGGACCUGCGUGACAAUCAUCUCUCAGUGCUUGACCUCAGUUCGGCCUGCAGCCUUGAGCAGUUGCACUGCCAGCGCAACAGCCUGGGGGCGCUCACGCUUAGCGGCUUCGCCCUCCGAGCCCUGCACACCAGUGCCAACCAUCUGAUAACUGUAAACAUCUACCCUGUUCCCAAUCAGUUAACUCACUUGGAUCUCUCACGGAAUUUGCUGGCGUACCUGCCGGACUGGGUGUGUGACACCAGGAAAAUCGAGGUGCUGGAUGUGAGUCACAAUCUGCUCACUGAACUCCCUGGCAGGCUCUUGAGCAGUCUGAGUCUUAGGAAACUGCUCGCAGGGCACAACCAGCUCCACAGCUUGCCUGACCUCCUGGACCACAUCCCCCUGGAGGCCCUCGACCUCCAGCACAACAAGCUAGGCGAGCUCCCAGAAAGCCUCUUCUAUAAGGCCUUAAAUCUGAGGUAUGUGAACGUGUCUGCAAACUCACUGGAGACUGUGCCCCCCAGCAGCCAAUCAGAAGAGAGCCUCAGUGCCCUCCAGGAGCUCUACCUCACCAGCAACAACCUGAAUGAGCAGUGCGCCGCCCUGCUGGCUGGACACCAGAAUCUCCGGGUGCUGCACAUUGCCUACAACCAGCUGCAAUCCUUUCCACCCAGCAAGCUGACAAAGUUGGAGCUGCUGGAGGAGCUGAACCUUAGUGGGAAUAAGCUUAAGACAAUCCCCUCCACUGUGGCCAACUGCAAGAGACUGCACACCCUGAUCGCUCACUCCAACCACAUUAGUGUCUUCCCAGAGAUACUCAACCUGCCAGAGAUCAAGUUGGUGGAUCUGAGCUGUAACGAGCUGACAGAGAUUCUCUUGCCUGAUUCGCUGCCCCCAGCCCUCCAAGAACUGGACCUGAGUGGGAACACCAACCUCAUCCUGGAGCACAAGACCCUCAACAUUUUUAGUCAUAUUGCCACUCUGAAACUGGACCAGAAGCCAGUGAUGUCGGCAGGAGAGUCCAUGGGUUCCUCAACGCUUUGGAAUCAUGGAUACUCUGAAAUGACGGGCCAGAAGAACAAGCUGUGUGUGUCUGUGCUGGCAGUGGACAGUUUUGGGGACAGUGUGGAGGCAGCAUAUGGGAUCUUCGACGGCGAUCGCAAUGAGGAGGUCCCGCGUCUGCUGCAGUGCACCAUGGGAGAUGUGCUGUCGGAGGAGAUCCAGCACUCUAGCAUUGACAAAGUCUAUAUGUGCAACACCUUCCUCAGCUCACAUCGGAAAUUGGGAAUGGCUGGUCAGAAGCUGGGGGCCUCUGCCCUGCUCUGCUAUAUCCAACACGACCCUGGUGACCCUGGCAGCUAUUUCAGCCUGACCCUGGCCAAUGUGGGCACGUGCCAGGCCGUGCUGUGCAGGGAUGGGCAACCUCUGCCACUCUCCAAGGUCUUCAGCCUAGAGCAAAGCGCUGAGGAGACAGAGCGGGUCAAACUAAGCAAGGCCAUCAUUACAGAGGACAACAAGGUGAGCGGAGUGACGUGUUGCUCCCGUCUGCUGGGCUGCUCCUACCUGUCUCCUUGGGUUCUCCCUAAACCCUGGGUGCGGACCGAGCCCCUGUGUGCCCAGGACGAGUUCCUAAUUCUGGGGAACCGGGCCCUGUUCGAGCGGGUCUCCUACCAAGAGGCCGUGUGCACCGUGCAGGCGGUCCGAGACCCGCGGGCUGCUGCUAAAAAGCUGUGCACCCUGGCCCAGAGCUAUGGAUGCCGGGACAAUGUGGGCGCUGUUGUGGUGUCCCUUCAUAUCGGGGAGGAAAGCUGCACCUGUGAGCUUCCCCUGGCUACUGCAGCGGGCGGAGGAGGAGGAAGGAUCUACCCCACUGCUGUGCCCCUGGGGGAUCCUGCAACCCCUUCCACUAGCAGCGGCAUAGCGUCAGAGUUCAACAGCGAAAUGUCUGCCUCAGAGGUAGGGAGUGAGGCUGGGUCGAUCGCCUCGGAUGAAAACCCUGCUGCUGGACUAGCCUCCAGACCUGAGCGCCGAUGCAGCCUCCAUCCGACUGUUUGUGGAAUUGGAGGAUUUGGAGGUGGAGGCAACAAUCUGGGGCUAUUUCAGAGGCAGCCCUCCUGCGCCACCUUCUCCAGUAACCAGUCAGACAACGGGCUGGACAGUGACGACGAGGCCCCACUAGAUGGUGUAAUUUCCAACGGGAGCAAGCUGGAAGUGGAGGUGGAUAUCCACUGCUGUGCGUUCCGGGUGAAGGGCGGGGCUCCCGAGGGGAAUGGGGGGCAGGAGACUGUAGAGGAGCAGCGAGGGUUCGCACUCCGGCUCUCGGAGGACAUAGGCAGUUGCGUCACAGCAGGAUUCGGGUGCAGGAUGCGGCGUCAAAACAGUGUGGUGGUGGCUGCUAAUGGCUGGCUCCCCUCUGUGAGCAGUAAAGAGACUUCAGAUCUUAAAAAGUCCCCGUCCACCUCCAGUCUGUUUGGGAAGAAGCUGUCUAAUGGCUCAGUGGUCACAGUAGAGGAGAGCCACAACCUCAUUGAAGUGGCCCUGGAGGCCCCCAAGAAGAAGACGGGCUACUUUGCUGCCCCUGCCCAGCAGGACCCCGAGGACCAAUUGGUGGUGCCGCCUGGUUUGGAACGGGAUGUUCGGGAGCAGCUGAGACAUCCCAAUCCAAACCCUGGCCCCCCACCCCCUCAACCAGCUCCCACCACAGGAGACCCAGACUGGGGUCAUCCCCAUCUAAAUAGUCAACAGCAGCAGCAGCAGCUGCAGCAGCCUUGGCAUGACAGCGCCCUUGCGAUACAGCAGGAGGUGUAUGACACUGCACUAUAGAGGGCAGCCAAACACACACAUAAUGAGACUGUACGACACUCAAUGCUGGGCAAUUCUACCAUGUAUCAUUCCAGUCCAGGGUUUUGUUGCAAUCAGGUUUUUGUUGUCAGUGCUUCCAGUGCCAUGGAUUUUGUUAAAAAAUUAAGGACAGGGUUUAAGACCAGAAUGAGUGCUGUUACAAAAGUGAUAAAAGUGUCAGAGUUUCCUGAUGGAGAAAGUGUCCCACAGAUACAAUGGUGUAAGAUGUGAGUGUGAUAUUUUGCGUUCUAGAAUUCAAUGCAGAUUGAAAACGAAUAUUUAUAGCUGGGUUCAAAUAAAACCUGCACUGGAAUGGCCCCCUGGUGAUAGAUUUGGCCAUCCAUUCCAUAACUGUCACUUCACCUGCAAAGAUGGAAGGAGAGUAUAUGUGUGUAUAGGAGGGUUAUCUUUGUACAAUAAAGUACUAAGUCAUUCCUACCAAGUUGUCAAAGUGGACCUAGGGAGAACAGCAGCCCAGGCUAUAGCAAGACUGGGGAAAGACCAAUGUUAUUUACUGAACUGUGUGGGGUGAAGUAAAGAGCUUUACUCUGGUACUUGAAUCAUAGCACUAGAAACCCUUUAAUAUUCAAAUAAAAAUAGAGGUCAUACUUUGCCAACUUUUAACUGUAGAUGUAUUCGUUCGAGAAAAUAAAUCUUAAAGCACAGAGAUCUUAAUAUAUUAAAUUCAUAACUAAGUAUAUUUGUACCGACUGAUGCAAGAAAGGUGUGUUAGUACUGUAUGUAAAUUGUGACAAGGGUACUCAUGGUGUUAAGAAAAAAAUAUUCUAAGCUGUACACAUUUCAUGUAGAUUAGUUAAAUUCUUUAAGAAUGAUAAUUUUAAGUAGGAGGAUGGAGGGAAUGUGCCACAUUUACUAUAAGAUACUGUGAAAAAAGUAGACAAAACCCAAAGCCUUUUUUUUUUUUUGCUAUAUACAUAUACAGUACACCAAGGGCUGGUUUUUCAAAACUGGUAAUCUGGAUCAAAGUGAUUUUGUAAUCCUGUAUUUUGUGAUCGAGAUUCCUUUUAAAAAACUAAUUUUGUAAUCAUAAUUAUUUGUAAUCUUAAUACAGCAGUGACAUUUUGUGAAAAGCCGGAUCAAAACGAUCCAGAUAAAAGUAAUCUCAAUCACAAAAAAUAGAGGAUUCCAAAAUCCGGAUCACUUUGAUCCAAGUUUUGAAAAACCGGCCCCAGGGUGUGUGGGAAUUAAAUAAAUACAGGCCUUUUUAAUGCAAAUAUAAAACUGAGCAACAGUGACAUCUGCUGGCAAAAUGGAUGUAUCACUGGGAUUGCUGGGGUGGUUUUGUACCUUGAUAUUUUAUGCAGAUCUUAAAGUGAAAGUACACAUACCCUUGUUAUUAUAAGAUUAAGAGAUUUUUUUCUGUGACAGUGUAAAUAAUUGGAUUUUAAAAGUGCAGCAUUCCACAGGGUUUUAAAAAUAAUUAAAAAUAUUGAAUGGUACAGUUAGAACUGAGGACCAGCAGACCAUGUGAAAUGCUUGUCUGUGUUGGAAAUAGUUCCAAGAGCAUGAUUGUGGGACACUGCAGUUUUAAAAGAGAGGGCUGGAUCCCUGAUAAAUUAUCAUAGCCAGAUUUGCUACCAUCCAUAUAUGGUUACUGUAAAUCACUUUAUCACUGUGGCCUCUCUUCUAGCUUUUUUGGGUCUCUCUCCCCCCCCCCCCCCCUCCCCAAAUGAAGCUCUAGCCAUACAUUCUAAGAAUGUAAGACAAAUGGUACAAGCAUUGUAUAGUUUUUUGCACAAUUUAAAGUGAUUAAAUGGCUAAAUUAACUACAAAAUGUACGGCACUGAAAAUAAAGGUGGCUUACAGUAUAUUCAAUAACCCAUUCUAAGUCUGUGGUGAUAUAAAAAUCUCUUUGUUGGGCACAAUCAAAUACCUCUCUCAACUCUUGCAUGCUUCCGUUGAGAUAGUAUCUGCAAGUUCAACAUAAUGUCGGGCAUAUGUCAAAAGCGCUGUUAAACUGUAAUGUGAUGCAAUAGUCAUAGCCAUUACUGCAAUCGUGUGUGAAGAGUGACAGAAUUGCACUGAAUGUGAGUGACCUGCAUAUACAGACUGCCAUUCAUAGAGCUCACUGACACUUGAGUUUGAGAUGGGCUGAAAUUGUUUUAACAGUCUAUUCAUAAUUCAUGGUUUAUCUUUUAUUUAUAUACCGACAGAAAAUUUGAAACAGACAAUACGUUUUAUAAGGUGUAAUCAUCAAAUCUCCUAUAUCUAUCACACUUUGGGGAUAACUUAUAACCUGCUCUAAUCGCUGUCAAUGUUCAUUGCUUGUUCUCAUGAACUAUUAUCGGCAAACAAAAAUAAGGAGGUGUUAAUAUCAAAAACGAAAGUGUUUACAUUUUUUUGUUUUUAAUAAAAAAAACUAUGUUUUUAAUAUAUAGUUAUUUUAGUCUCAUCAUGUUUCAUAAAUGACAGCCGAAGAGUGUGGAUUUGUCAGUGGUUGGAUGUGGGUUAAGUAUAGAACACCUCUGAGUACUGUGAUAUAGUGAACAAUUUAGAGUGCAUAACUGAGGACAGUAAUUUUAUUUUUGUUCAUGCAUGAGAGGAUCAAACACUGUAGAAGCACUUUGUAUAUAUUUGAAUGAAAUAUAAUAUACAAUAUAUAUCAAAUAUUUAUACAAAUGCACAUGAACUCAUAGAAGUUAAGAUUGUUGUGGCUUUUAUUGGUCACUUAGAUUUGCUAAAUCUUCUCUAAGAGAAAGCAGCCAAUCAAGCUAAUGCUUACUGUAAAUGAGACGAUUGUUAUUUUUUGCUUUUUUAUUGUGUACGUGUGUAUUUGCACAUGGAUUGCAUUUUCUCCAGUGCGGUUUACUGUAAUACUCAAUAAAGAAACUGUCAUGUUGGUAAUCCCCAUUGUUCUCGUGAACAGUUCUCAUUCUGUAUAGAUGGGACGAGCUGCAAAAAGUGUGUUUAGAUUUUUUUCCUGUUUAUCUAUCCCAUUUAAUCAUACCAAAAAGAUUACAUGCAUUCAUGCUAUCUGCAAAUCAGUAUCCUAAAUGUAAUGCGGUAGAAAUCAGGAACAUAUGAUGAAAGUAACAUCCAUAAAGUUUAAUGGAAUACUGUGAAUUUUAAGUUUUAAGUUAAAAGUUAUCCUUCUAUAGUGGAAAUCCACUUCCUGGCCUCUCUACAUACUGUACAGGAUAUAAUGUGCAAAUGCCUAUAACCACACAUGUGGAAAAGUACAAUUCUUGCAUAAGAAACAGUGUAGUAUAUAUACUCUGUGCAUAUAUAUGCUUUUAACAUACAGGGGCUUCAGAGCGGUUUAAAAUGGAAAGAAAUGUGCUUGCUAUUUGUGUACAAUUCUGAAAAAUGUUUUAAAGCAAAAGCUAUAUUGCAUCUUAAAAAUAGUGCUUAAACAGUGACCAAAGUUGUUCAAAUUCAUCCUUACUUCUGUAUACCUUUUUUUUCUUCUAGAGAUGCCUAAGUAUUUUUUCUGUAAGCCAACAAAUUUGAGGAUUAUUUUUGUACUUCACUGUCUCAUACAGAUGUAUAGAUCCACCUCUUCAGUUGAAUUUUAAUUAAGUUGAUGAAAUGUUUAGGUGAUAUCUGUUUUUAUCAAGUUGAACUUCCCAAGUGCUGAAGCGAUAAUUGCAUUUUUUUAAAUUUUUUUUUUACACAUGUAUAUUGUGAUCCACCUUGGUAAGUAACUUCAAGCUUAAGUUUUUGCAUUAUUUGCUCUGUUCAUAUGCAAUUCUAAUUAUUAAUGUAUUUAAUGUUUCAGGCAUGUCAUCAAUGUGAUUAAUUUGUGCAAAGUUAAUGUUCUAUGUUUAUAUUAUAAGAAGGCAAUGUUUUAAAUAACUGGAGCAUACAAGAUAUUUUUAUGUUUUAAUAUUUUAGCAUGCAGAGAUAUACUGUUUAAUAUAUUACUAAUGGAGAUCGUCUUCUGUGUUGGAUGUCAUUCGUUUACAGAAUUGUUUUUUUUUUUCGUUAAGAAAUUGAGAGCAUUGCUGUUCCACAGCCUGGAUUUGCUUUCCUUGUGUUUGGGGAGUAGAUGAUGGAUCAUGAUUUCACUUGAAAUGCUGCUAUAUAGAUAACGCUAAAGAAGAAAAGGUGUAUUUUUUAUUAACUUUUUAGCCAAAGUAGCAAUAAAACAUUUAUACUGUAAAAUGCAA